Molecule: messenger RNA, 1203 nt
Organism: Hibiscus syriacus
Lineage: Eukaryota; Viridiplantae; Streptophyta; Magnoliopsida; Malvales; Malvaceae
Exons: 3
Coding region: 296-1075 (259 amino acids)
Source: RefSeq, a predicted model, not a curated record
UUUUGCAUUCCUUCACAUGCCUUCCAGUUGUGAUGUUUUUGGUUUGUUGACAAGUGUGCUGAUUUCUCGGGUGUUUCAGUUGCUAGUUUGUUGUACCUUUCUGUAUGAGUUGUACCACUCUUUAAUUCAAUAUGUCGGGUUCAUUGAAUUUCAACACGGUAUCAGUAGAUCAUCGAUCCGCGUGCCUUUGCGCUUCGUUUCUCAAUCAGUCGAUGAAAGUCUCCUUUGCAACAAGUACGUUAAUAUGAGGUUAGAUGAUCACAAUUUUCUGUUGUAGAAACAACAUGUUCUUCUGAUGAUUCAAGGUCACGAGCUUGAAGAUUUUCUUGAUGAGGCAUUUCCGGUUCCACCACAGACGGUUCUUGAUGAUAGUGGUGAGAUUGUUGUUAAUCCGGUGUAUCGAGCUCAAAAGAAACAUGAUAGUUCGUUGGCAUCUUGGUUACUUUCGACAAUUAGCCUAUCAAUCUUACCUCAGUUAGUGGGAGCAACGACGUCGACAAAGAUCUGGAGUGUGCUUCAGCUUUUCUCCAAACUGACAACCACAAAGAUUGUGAGUUUGCAUUGUCGUCUUCAGUCUCUUAAAAAAGGAGAUUCCACUGUUCUUGAGUUUUCUGUUCAGAUCAAAGAGAUUUGUGAUCUCUUUUCCACUAGUGGUAGUCUGGUUCCUGAGGCCCAAAAGUUUGCUACGCUGUUAAACGGGGUUCCUGUUGAGUUUGAACCUUUUAUGGCAGCUAUAACAGUUAGUCGUGAACCGUACACCUUUGAGAUAGUUACCUCUAUACUUACUGAUGCUGAAUCUCACAUCCGUCAUCCCAUGAGAGCCUCGGUCAGUAUUAAUUUGGGGAGACAUGAAUGGUCUAGUGGUGGCAACGAUGAUGCUCGUGGUAAGAAUCCUGCUAACUCCCGUUACAAAGGGAGGCCGAGGCAUCUAUGUCAAUUAUGUGGCAAGACGAAGAGAAUUGGGCAAGAAGCAAGCAUGUUGAUAUUUUUUAACUCUGAUUGGGCAUCUUGCGUUACGUCAAGAAGAUCAGUCACAGGAUUUUGUAUAAAACUAGGAAGGACUUCGAUAUCCUGAGAGUCAAAGAAACAGAGUACUAUAGCUGGGUCAUCAGCAGAGGCAAAAUAUAAGAGUAUGGCUAUCACAGUGGCAGAGAUUGCAUGGUUAACUGGACUGUCGAAAGAAUUGGGAAAGAAGAGCAUAGC